This is a messenger RNA of Suricata suricatta (meerkat), 1864 nucleotides long. It is a transcript of the gene TEX30, whose product is annotated as testis expressed 30. The coding region runs from base 911 to 1588 and encodes 225 amino acids. The record is from RefSeq and is a predicted model, not a curated record. Lineage: Eukaryota; Metazoa; Chordata; Mammalia; Carnivora; Herpestidae. The transcript is spliced from 5 exons.
AACCGACUGAGCCAUCCAGGCGCCCCUGAGGGACACUUUUCACCGUGUAUUUUUGGUACCUUCUGAACUCUGAACUCUUAUCUAGUCAGUGGAUGAAUGAAUAAAUGUUAACAGGAAAAAAUAGAUGAAUAGUGGAGAUCCUGAUGUUGGUAAUAGCUUGAAUAAUAAAAGAUCUCUUCCAUAGGAAGGAAUGCUGUGUCACAAUCCCCAAAUCUCUGGGGUUCUUCAGGCCAGCAUUUCUUGGUUCUGCGGUGGCAUAGAUCUUGGCUGAACUCCAGACUUUAGUUUUGGGUUCAUAUCUGCAACAUGGAUCUUUGUUCUGAGAUCCAGGCUGAAAAAGCAAAAAUAUCUGGAACAUGCUUUCCUGAUGACUGAGGGUGGGAGGUCAAGGGAGCUUCUGGAAAUUUGCUAUGUCUUGGCUCAGAAGUGGGGGGGAGGGCACAAUACAGCUGUUACCUAAAUUUCACUGGUUAGUGUAGUGUCACGUAGUCAAGCCCCAAAUCAGUAGCGUGGAGAUGUAUGUAAACUGCGUACUAGGAUGCGCUGCACAGUCAUCUGACAAAAGGUGUGGGUAUGUAAUUCCAUAUGAAUUUUCUUAAGAUUUCCAUGUCAAGGUAUCUCAUUGGCUUUUCUUCUAUAAUGUCUGCUACCCCCACCCCUGACCCUGUAAGCAGCUCUGCGUCCCCAUGGUUUUCAGAACCUUGAAAGUAAUUAAGGAAUGCGUAUGUAGAGCACCAGUUCUUAGAGAAGUACUUCUAAAUGUGUUUAUUUCAGUCACUGUGUUCAUUCAUAGUUCUUAUGUCAUAUCCGUGUCUGCCAACCCACCUUUCACAACAGAAUCUUCUUUUCAGGGAGAUGUCCUUUGCUUCUCAGAUGCAGUGCACUUUAAGUUUGCUAUUCAGCAGUGAAAAUGAGUCAUACAGAGGUUAAAUUAAAAAUACCUUUUGGAAAUAAAUUACUAGAUGCCGUUUGUUUGGUACCUAACAAGAGCUUAACAUAUGGAAUAAUUCUUACACAUGGAGCAUCAGGAGAUAUGAAUCUUCCUCAUUUGAUGUCACUGGCAUCCCAUCUUGCAUCUCAUGGGUUUUUUUGCCUGAGAUUUACCUGUAAAGGCCUUAAUAUUGUACAUAGAAUUAAGGCAUAUAAAUCAGUUUUGAAUUACCUAAAGACCUUAGGAGAAUACAAAUUGGCAGGUGUUUUCCUUGGCGGUCGUUCAAUGGGGUCAAGAGCAGCUGCUUCUGUAAUGUGCCAUAAUGAGCCCGAUGACACUGAUGAUUUCAUCCGAGGUCUCAUUUGUAUCUCUUACCCACUGCACCAUCCAAAGCAGCAGCAUAAACUUAGAGAUGAAGAUCUCUAUCGAAUCAAAGAUCCUGUAUUGUUUGUGUCAGGUUCAGCAGAUGAGAUGUGUGAAAAGAACUUGUUGGAGAAAGUGGCACAGAAAAUGCAAGCUCCCAAUAAAAUCCACUGGAUUGAGAAGGCGAAUCAUUCCAUGGCAGUGAAAGGACGUUCAACAAAUGACGUUUUCAAAGAAAUAAAUACACAGAUUUUGUUUUGGAUCCAGGAAAUCACUGAAAUGGACAAGAAAUAAUUGUAUUUAGCUAAAAGCCAUGUUAUUUUGAAUACAAAUACAGUUCAUUUGAUAAAGAACAGCAUACCUCUCAUUUCAGAUGAAUUUAAUGUUCACCCAUUUUUAAAACAGGUUUUAAUUGUGAACUUAAUGUCCUUUACAAAAUAUCUUUUGAAAGCACUGUUAUAGUUGUAUAAAGAUGAUGUACAAAUAUUGAUGGUGGUCUAAAUAUAAUUUAUUUUCAUAAUAUAGUUAAGUUUUGAAGAAAUUAAACAUUUGAAUUUUGUUACAGUUCAA